Ostertagia ostertagi is the source of this 474-nucleotide messenger RNA. The record is from the annotation of a GenBank genome assembly. Lineage: Eukaryota; Metazoa; Nematoda; Chromadorea; Rhabditida; Trichostrongylidae.
AUGGCGCUCCUACCAAUAGGACCGUGCAGGGCGAUAGGUCCAGUAGCUGCCGGCGUGUCUUACCCAGUUUAUAACGCAUUUAUAACAAACGUGGCCUUCACAGUUGGAGCUGCGAUGUACUUUCGUUAUUCCGUAAUGAAGAUGGUGGCUAUGACUCGCGCCAAAGUCAUUGUAACCAUGCUCCUUUCCUAUGUUUUACCAGUCUGCAUGAUUACACCCACAUUAUCACGGAAAGAUUAUGAGUAUGUAAUGUCUGUGGUAUUGGCAGAAUAUCCUGAAAUUGCAAGUUAUGGGCCAUUCGGUGGCGUUAUUACUACUCAUAUUGGCUACAAAAAGAACACGCUGAUACUUAUCAUAGGAUCAUUUGUCUUGCCAGCACUCAUAUUUUAUUGGCGUCGCCUUAUCGUUAGACGCCUCGACACUAUCAGAUCUAGCCUCUCAGAGAAAACCUUCACAUCUUCAAGAAUGCUCGUC